UUCUCUUCUUUUCUCUCUCUCUUGAGAAGAACAUUUUCGAAGAAAUUAGAGUGGGGAUCAGGUCCCGUCGUAUAUAAGCAUUGUGCACUCUCGUCUCGCAUUGGUUGUUCCCCAAUCCGGGCAACUUUUCCAAGACUUGGCAGACCGUACACCCUCGCGAGUGAGCGCAGAAUCUAGCCCCGCCGACGAACAGCAGCAGCAGAUCAGCGCAGAUUCAGCAGGAAGACUUCACCUAGAGUUCAAGGUCCACUUAAUCGUCAUCGUCAACAAAAUAUCUAACAAACUUCACUAUCGUACACGAAGACACUGCUAUAUCUGAUAAAUUUACCAAGCCAGAUUCACUCAACUGCACGGACAUCGUAGAAUGGUAGAAGGUGAACCCGACUCAAAGCACAACGAUAAGUGUGAUGUAAAAGACGAGCGCCUAAACGGUUGUGGUUCCAAGGAACUUGAACUUGCCCGAAUCGGGCCCAAGGAAAAGAACCUAGAUCCAGAGAAAGGAUCCUGCAUUAAAGCCGAUUUCGAAAAGGCCAUCGAACUUACUGAGUAUGGCAAGUUUCAUUACUUCCUGCUCACGGUAUGUGGCUUCGUCAGUACCAGUGAGGAGAUGGACGUGAUCUCCAUGUCUUUCAUUCUACCAAGUGCACAAUGUGAUCUAAAACUUGAUACCCAAGCUAAGGGAUGGCUCAACUCCAUCAUCUUCAUUGGCAUGAUGGCCGGCGCGUACGCCUGGGGCUCCAUUGCGGAUGCUUUGGGUCGUCGCAAGGUCCUCAUUGCCAUUUCCUUUAUGAACGCCCUUUGCAUCGUUGCCUCCAGCUUUAGCCAGUCUUACGAACUCUUCAUGUUCUUCCGUUUCCUAAAUGGUGCCGCACUCGGAGGAAGUGGUCCGGUCAUCUGGUCGUAUUUCGCCGAGUUCCAACCAAAAUCAAAACGAGGCUCCAUGCUUUCGUUCAUGGCAGCUUUUUGGACACUCGGAAAUCUCUUCGUUGCUGGACUGGCAUGGUUGAUCAUCCCUCAGGACAUCGGUAUUACAAGUGCAUCAUUCACAUAUAACUCUUGGAGAAUCUUCCUGCUAAUCUGCGCUGCUCCGUCGUUCAUCGUAGCGGGGUUACUUCUGCUGCUCCCAGAAUCCCCCAAAUAUCUUCUAUCAUGCGGAAGAUAUCAAGAAGCUCUUGAUAUCUUCCGUGGUAUCUACGCCAUUAACACUGGCAGAUCUCGCGACAGUUAUACGGUAAAAGAACUGAUCCUCGAUGACUUCCAAGAACCAGAGCCUGUCAAGGCCAGCAUCGAGGAAAAGAGUAAAUGCAAGAUGAUGCUCGGUGACAUCCUGGAUAACAGCCGUCAAUUAUUUGUCUCACCGAUACUUCGUUUCACCGUCGUCUCCAUCAUUAUAAACUUCACCUUCCAUAUCGGUUAUUAUGGCUUAAUGAUGUGGUUCCCGGAGUUGUUCAAUCGAUUCGACGAAUUUCAUCGUGAUCAUCCGAACCAAUCAACGUCGAUAUGUGAGGUCACCGAUUACGUUGUUAACAAGGGCUCACAUCGUAUUGAAAAUAUUUGCAAUGAUAAAAUCGGUUCUUCCGUUUUUAUGGAGUCACUUAUUACCGUGGCUUCGGCUAUACCGGCAAAUAUCAUUGCUGUUCUGGGAAUGGAUCGUCUUGGUCGCAAAUUUUUCCUUGUGUUCAGUACUCUCUCGUCGGGGCUCUGUUCGAUCGGAUUGUACUUCGUGUACAACAAAUAUCACAAUCUCAUCGUCUCGGCCUUCUUCAGCGGUGUGAUCAGUUGCGGUAACGCUGCAUUAGACUGUCUGAUCACCGAAGUCUUUCCAACUCAUUUACGUGCAACCGGUAUCGCAAUAUCGAUGGUGGCUGCACGUCUCGGUGGUAUUAUCGGUAAUAUCGUCAUAGCACAACUAUUGGACAUGUAUUGUCCAGCACCCACAUUCAUCGUUGCUGGUCUGUUGAUCGGUGGCGGUUUACUGUGCCUAUUUUUACCAAACACAACUCGCGAACCACUUUCUUGACAUUGGCUAAAAAAAUCGACGUUGAGUUCCUCGACGAGUCCUGUACAGUCUGUCUCACAUGCAUUUUCUUUCGUUGCAAUACUUUUUGAUAUUUUUCGUUAUCACAAAUUAUAUACGAGUUAUAAUACGUAUACCAAUAUUUUAUCAUAUUAUUAAUAAUAUUUUCCUUGCAUAAGGAACGUACACAGAAAAAGAAAAAAAGAAAGAAAAAUAGAAAAAGAUAAAAAACCCAAAAAAGACGACAAAACAUUUAUUUAAGUAAUAUAAUUAAGUAGGACGGAUAUAGGAUGAAAUGGUAGGAGAGUUCGUUUCACGAAAAAAGUAUUCGCAAGUAUUACUUAUACGUCUAUUAUAUAUACGUUUAGAAAGAAAUUGAGACGACAGGCUCGACUUCUAAUUUAUAUUAUUAUUUAAUUAGAAGAAAAGGAAAACAGUAUCUUUUCGUCAUCCUUCAAAAACCUUUUCUAAUUUCAUUAUUCGUACAGGUUGAGUAAGAAAUUCCUGGAUGACUUGAAAAAAAAAAUAUAUAUAUAUGUAUCAAUUACUCUUCUUUUGAGAUUUUUUGAACUAAUUUUAUUAUUUUUGUUUUUUUUUGUUCGGAUAACAAAACUGUUUCGUAAAAUUAGAAGCCUAAUUACCUAAGCCCGAAGUGUCACGAAAAAGUGUAAUCGAUUUUAUUUUUUUUAAAUCAUCUAAAAACUUUUGAUCCACCUUGUAUAAUUUAAUACUAAAAAAGCAAAGGUAAAUAAAAUUAAUUGAAAAGUUUCACUCUAUAAAAGGUACAAAUACAAGAAGUGUUUAUGUUAAGAGCAUCGAUUUUGAUUACAUUAUUAUAUACUAUAUCUCGUUACGUGUAGAUAAUAUGCGCCAUUAGAAUCACAAUCGAUCGGUAAUAAUUGUUUAAAUAUUAAAAAUGUCCAAAUACUCGGAAAGGUUUGGGUCGAGAAUUUUUUGUUAUCUCGGAUCGGAUACCCAUAAUUUCGAUUAGUAGCACAUCCCUAUUAUAUAUGUAUUACUUAUGUAUAGCGUUGCAUAAUGCAAUACUUUAUUAUAUACCCCCUUUUAAUUCUUUCGUAUUAUUAUAUUUUAACAUAACUAUUAAA
This is a messenger RNA of Vespa mandarinia (Asian giant hornet), 3123 nucleotides long. Its product is annotated as synaptic vesicle glycoprotein 2B. Gene Ontology annotation, molecular function: transmembrane transporter activity. Gene Ontology annotation, biological process: transmembrane transport. Lineage: Eukaryota; Metazoa; Arthropoda; Insecta; Hymenoptera; Vespidae. Gene Ontology annotation, cellular component: membrane. The record is from RefSeq and is a predicted model, not a curated record.